Varanus komodoensis (Komodo dragon) is the source of this 1645-nucleotide messenger RNA. It is a transcript of the gene CNTD1, whose product is annotated as cyclin N-terminal domain containing 1. Gene Ontology annotation, biological process: reciprocal meiotic recombination. The record is from RefSeq and is a predicted model, not a curated record. Gene Ontology annotation, cellular component: site of double-strand break. Bases 79 to 996 code for a protein of 305 amino acids. NCBI's taxonomy places the organism in Eukaryota, Metazoa, Chordata, Lepidosauria, Squamata, Varanidae. The transcript is spliced from 8 exons.
GCAUAUUUAUAAAUAUGAAUGUUCGUCAAUAUUGUAGAAUAGAUUGAGUUGAACGUCUGUUUGGACACAACUCUUGAGAUGGGCACAUCUGCUGAGGUGGCAGGCAGAUACCAAUUUUCAGAGCCUACUUUUGGAGCAGUUGGUGCUGGGAUUAUCCAAGAUGUUUUGCUUCAUAUGGCAAAAGAGAAUGAGCAGUAUUUGAGUGAGCUGUGCAAUGAAGCAGGAUGCUUUAAGGAAACGCACAUAGUGGAAUUUGUGUUUCUUUUAUCUGAAAAAUGGAACUUGUCUCAAUCUGCAAGAUACCAAGCAAUAGAAAUCUUUGAAAGGUUCAUGCUCACAAUGACUGAAGAUUUCUCUAAUUCCACCACAGCAAAGGUGGAAGACAGUGACUGGUCCUCAGUGAAAAGGCAAAUCAAGGGCAGAUUUAUGCUAUAUCUGGUCUCUUCCAUUCAGCUUGCUAGCAAACUGUCCUUCCACUACAGAAUCGUUAAUAACAACAUGGUUCUGAAGUUUCUGAAUUCUUUAGGUUUCUGUUAUACCACAGAAGAAGUCCUGGAAUCAGAACUGGCUAUUUUGAAGGCUCUGCAUUUCCAAAUCAAUGUUCCGGCUCCUUUUGCUUAUGUUGAGAUGCUCCUGGAGGUUUUAGGGUACAAUGGUUAUUUGUUUCCCACAAAAGAACUAUAUGGAAUGUGCAGACAUUUGCUGGGUUUAACUUACCUCUUGAGGAAAAGCAUCUAUGAUACUUUGCUAAAAGCUUCAAUUCAAAAUACAUCACCAAGUGAGCUCCAGCGAGCGCAGUUUGUGUCUGUAAAAGAAGAUCUCAUGCUACUGGCUGUAGGAGUUAUUGGAGGAAGUUCUUUCCUGCUGAACCCUGAGAGCUGGAAUCAGGUUAUGGAAUAUCUCAGUGACACCACAAGCAUUAGUCUGCAAAGCAUUACUGAAAUAGUCUAUGCAAUUCUGAAGCACAGUGUUGGCAGUGCUGUGGAUGAUUACUAAAUCAUUCUCUCCCUCUUAUACAACUGGAGGACCAGCCUAUCAAGUUACAUGUUGCCUUACUUCAAAUACAUUUGGUACUUUCAAAGAGAUUGUUUUUCAUGUUUGAAUAAAACAAGAUUCCCAAUUGUGGUUUACAGAUUAGUUGCAACUAAUGGGUAUUUCACUAUUGGUUUGUUACCGUAAGAGGCAAGGUACAAGUUUUAAAGAAAGUCCCCUCCUUCCAUGCCAUGGAAGAGACUCAGACCCAAUUAUAAAGCAAUAUUACAUGGCUACAAUACAGAUGAGGAAUUAUGGUUGCUUGUAAAAACACUACAAGUGUAUAUUGCUAAAAUCAGAGAAAUGUUUCUUCUGAAAGCCUUCUCCAGUGUAGAACUCUCAGAAUGGACUGAUAAAUGCAUUUAUAGGGGAGGAAAAAGUAUUAAAUGGCUGUCACUGAUUAAUAAAGAUGCAGUGUUUCUCUAGAAUACAAACUAAUUUAUUUUUGUGUAUCCUAUUGUGUAGUAAUCAAACUGCAAACACCGAUUACAUCAUAACUAACAUGUAUGCAAGUUCUUAGGCCAGAAAAGAGACCUAAAUGAACUCCUCUUGCUAGCUGUUCCUCAGUUGCUUCUUUCCUCAGUAGUAGCCAUGUGUGUCUGACAGAUAACCA